Molecule: messenger RNA, 3120 nt
Organism: Aaosphaeria arxii CBS 175.79
Lineage: Eukaryota; Fungi; Ascomycota; Dothideomycetes; Pleosporales
Exons: 1
Coding region: 98-2869 (923 amino acids)
Molecular function (GO): protein binding
Source: RefSeq, a predicted model, not a curated record
AUUUCAGAAACGCCUACAAUAGAACCAUCAACGACCAUCCCCUUCCACCAUCUAAGAACAAUAUGGUCCGAUAACCGCCUCGAUAUUGUCGCCGUAGAUGCCCUCUGUCCGCCUGCCCGAUGCCAGGUGUCGAGCCUACGCAGACCUACCGGUUCUUCCUUUCCUCGCGCCGAGUGCUUUCCACGAGUCUCCUUUUCUGGGGACAAAGCCGCUAUGCAAUGGACGGCCACAUACACCUAGGGUGAAUAAUGAGAACGAGAAAUAUGUACAAAAUCAGAAGCAGUCGGGAAGAAAGUAUGGGCUCCAUGGAAAGGUUUUCACGGCCUCCAAGCACGGUGUCGUAGGGUCGAGUCAACGACCUAUCGCACCAUCAUUCAAUUGGAGAUGGGACAGCAUUCCAUGCUCAACUGGCUUUCUACUUCCACAAACCCAGCACAGAGAAUAUUCCUCAGCUUCAGGCGCAAACGCUCAAGAAGUUUCCAGCGAGGCACCUCCCGAAUCAAUAGGGACAUCGUUGAAUCUGAACCCCUCCGAGCUCGGUGAGCCCAACACGAUUGCAAGGCUCCCAGCUGCCAUAAAAAAUGUUCAGUCAAAGCGCAGUACUGUAUCCAGGGUUACAUACAUUGAGCAUCGGGUUUCUCGAAAACGACCCACAACACCUCGUCCUAGCAUCCGUCAAACGACGCAGAGACUAGUCAACUUCCAGAAUCACGUUGGGAAAAGUAGCAAUCUACAUCUCGUAGAUAAACGCCGGGAAAUACCAAUCCAAAAGCUACUUCGGGAUAUCAAGAUCUUUGAAUCAUAUGCUCCAGACGCCCGACGUACUAGACUGCUCCAAAGGAGUAGAUACCGGGCUCUUACGCGCCAAUUGUGGACUUACCAACGAAAAGCUCCGGAAAUUCUUACCUUGUCAAGUGACACGACUCCACAUGAUGAGGCAAUCGUUAUCAGAGCCUUCACGGCUCUGGAUCGAAAGAUCUACCCUUCCUUAGAACGGAGAAGUCACAAGAUCGUGAUUCGAUACCCCUCCGAAAUCGGCACUUGGCUUCGACAACUUCAGAAUGGAAUCCCCCAUGGAAGACAUAACGAGGAGCAGAUGCUGAAGAAUUGGGGAGAACUCGGCGAAGCAGAGCGAGAUCAAAGAUGGCACCACUUACUCCUAUACCUCCUCAGCAAGGAUCCAGACAGCGCCCUCCAAUUCAUACGAGUCCUGCUACGCGAGCCUCACGUUCGGAACUGGAAUGCAGUUAUUGUCGCCGACGCUCUGGAGCACCUAGCGAGGCUGUACAGAAACAGAGAGUCUCUGGGAUUGGUCCUCAAUUACUCCUUAUACCUCGUGCCAACACUCCACGCUUUCAUUCGAGAUGGAUCCGCCAACAUGCUUAGUGUGUGCUCGCAAGACUUGCUAUACAAUGCCGCAAAGCUAGCAGCCGCAUCCGAACUGAAAGCCUUGUACGAUCUGUUGAUAGAGAAGAACUAUCAUAUGGGCUUCAACACACGCCUGCAGUAUGCUCAUUCGUUUACCAUUUGCAGCGAGCACGAUCAUGCCAUGAAAUGUCUCGCCGGAGCUAUCGAGAAGAAAGAUGUAUCCGAACUAAGCAGAAGACUUAUGCACAGCAAGCGCUGCGUCAGAAUCUGCGCUUUGGUGCUCCGUAAAUGUGUCCAGGGUGGUAAGAACUACCACCUGAUGAACCAAAUAGUCGCGAAGCUUCUCGAUCUCGGUAUCGAGCUUGAUGUACAUCUCUACAACGUCAUCAUGAGCAAUGCUAUGGAGGCUGCAGACCCUGAUACCGCAUUCCAAGUAUUUGGAGCCUUAGGGAAGACAAACCUAGAACCGGACAAGUUCACUUAUUCUAUCCUUCUCCAUGGUUGCACCAUGUCCAACAAUACCGCCAAUCACCCUGACUUCGUGGAGACUUGCAAGCUGAAGGCGCAGGAGCUGGGGGAUCCAUGGCUAGCAACUGACUGCCUCUACAACCUCUACGUUCGACACCAAGAUUCAAGUAUUCAGGAAAUAAGCUCGGUUCUCACGCACCUAUACGCACAGCUUUUCGACACGAGGCCCCUUAGUCCUUUUGGCAUCUUCAGCACAGAACAAGCAGGAUCUCCAGCAGCUCCAGCAGAACAAGCGCCCUUCGGCCUUGAACCUACCUCUAUCGCACUAUACCUGAUGCUGCAGAUCGAGAUCCGAAAGGCGCAGUCCCUAGGCACGACACACGUCUGGCGCCUCAUGGAAUACUUCAUCCGCCUCGUAACCGAAGACCAAGUCCCCCAGCUCACCCAACUCGCCAAGGACACGCGCAUCUGGAACGCCUUCCUGUACGCCUUCUGCAAAGAGCAGCAAUUCGAAAGCGCCUCGCAGCUCAUCUCCAAGAUGGCGAAGGGCCACAUCCCCGGCGUGCCCGCCCCGGACGUCUUCACCUGGAACAUCUUCAUGCAGGCCUUCUUCAGGACGCGCCAGUUCCGCGCCGCGGAACGCAUCUUCGAGAUGAUGAAGGCGAGAGGCGUCGAGCCGGACCAGUACACGUACGGUGUCAUGCUGAGGGGAUAUGCCAGUGCCCAGCACGUGGAGAGGCUCGGACAGAUUCUGCCGCAUGUGAACGACGGGCCCUUGCCGGACAGUCUCGUGCGGGCGCUGAUGAAAGUGGUCGAUCGGGCGAAGUUGGAAAUGGAACUCGAGAAGGCGGAGAAGAUCACGCAGAGUAGGAAGCAAGCUCAGGUCGAAGCUGAGCAGGAAGAGAUGGCGCGGCGUUGGGAUGCAUCGGUUCCUACUCCUCCCGCGGAGCAGAGGAUGAGCCUGUCUGCCUCGAGCAAUUGGGCGAAUCGAUUGCAGUCUCCGAACGUUUUACGUCGUAAUACAUCUUCGUGAUGCCAACUGAGACUGGCAUCAGGAGAAUCAUUCUUAGCGUGUACAAUUUCACAAAUAUUGCGCUUCCCUUCUCACGAGCUUUGUAACAUUACUACUUCAAUCCAAGUAAAACAUUUGAGCGCAUCAUGUAUCAUAAUAGAUACGGGCUUUGCUACACACGUAUAGCUACAUACCGUACUUACUUCAAGGCAAAUAAAAUCGUCAUGGCCUACGUAUAAAAACCCAGCCACCCAACCAACUAGCAAAAAUUC